This is a messenger RNA of Amoebophrya sp. A25, 1959 nucleotides long. The record is from the annotation of a GenBank genome assembly. Lineage: Eukaryota; Dinophyceae; Syndiniales; Amoebophryaceae.
AUGCUAGAAGUAUAAUUAAAGCGGCCCUAGUCGAAAAAGCUAAAGGAAUCCUGCACGAGAUGGAUUCAAAGAAUAUGGUGCCGGACGUUGUAGCCUUGACUCGAUUUCUCUCAGUGCUAGAUGACUGGGAUGAAGUGGAAAAGUAUAUGGAACGAUAUCUAAAGAACGAUUCGUGUACGAACACUAUCUCAAAUCCACCAACAACUUCUCGCACACGCACUACGCCAGGCACAUCAAAGGUAUUUGUAUCUUUUGACAGAAAAAUCGGGGCUGAUCCUGAUGUCCAAGUCCAUCCCGACGCUGCGCUGUUCGUGCCGCUCUUUUCGAAGUGUCCCGAUCCUGAACAGCUUCUUGCUCGAAUGCAUCGAGAGUUUAACGUUGCUCCAUCUGCCGCGUGCGUGAAUGCGAUGCUCUCGGCGCUGGUACUGAGAAAAGGAGAACAUAGCCGCGCCCUAGAGUUGUGGAUGCGAUUGCCAGCAAAACGAGCGCACAAUCGCAGUGGGAGGCACAUCGCUUUGCAGGCUUGUUGGAAGUCGCUUUCCUCUUGCGACUACCUAGAAGUAAGACAUCAGCUGACGACGCAGCAAGAUGAACAUGAUGAAAAUGAAGAAGUACAAGAUAAAGAUCAACAUGACGAGUCCUCAAGAACUACAAAUCAGCCAAAUAAAAAAGUAUACUUGGAACCAGACCUACCCGAUGACAACUACAUUGUUGGAGGACCUGCGACGCCCUUUUCCUACCCUGUUGGAAGCUCUAAAAAGACUGUGCAAAGGGUCAUUGAGAGCACAUUUGAUGAGAGCUUGAAAGCACCUUUUUUGGCACGCCGUGUAAACAAAUGUCUCAAGGAGGAGAGCGUCAUAGACCACGAAGACGAACAAUACCCGACUACUUCCAGGCAGGCCACGACAGGAUCCCCCGCAACUUGUGCCACCUCUAGAAGGACACGGGCAACCGCUAGCUCCAUCGUGGAAAAACAUGCGAAAAAACAGGGCGACCUUGUGAAGCUCGCUUUGCGCACAAUUUUUGAGCCAGAAGCAGCUAAGAUUUUUCAGACUUUCGAUGUUAUGCUCGAUAUUCUCCUUUUCGCGUGUGGCCGAUUUCGCCUUUUUCUGAAGCCAACACCUACACCGCAAGUCUGCGCGUAUCGUGCCUGGUCGGAUGCUUUCCUCGCUUUUCAUGCAGGAGACUCGAGUGCCACGAUCAAUAUUACGGAGUCGUCUAUCUCAUCAGUGUCACUCGUUGAUGAAGCAAGCACACGAGAUAAAAAAGAACCGUCCUUGAAGAACUCGGUAGAGGUCCAGAGUAGAAGACGAGACACCACGAAGGUCAAGGACCCUGAGGCUGAGCAGCGUUUUGCACUGGAUCUGUGUGUCGUAUACGAGCAAGCUGUCGCGGCCCAUAUCUUGCCCAAUUUCAAACCAGAUUCGAGGAUUGGUCUCCUCUCGAACGGGCGUCAACCACUCGUACUUGACUUGCAUGGCUUCUCCCGCCAGCUAGCUGUUUUCGCAGUGUGGCACGCGCUCCGAAAACACAAACUUAUAAUAUCUGGGGAUAAAGUUGAAGUAGAGUGUGAUGGGGGUGAAAUCAGUAGAACAGCGGAUCGCGUUCUCUGUUUUAUCGCGGGACGCGGCAAGCACAGCAUUGACGGGGAGGCGAGGAUCCAUCCUGCAGUUUUGAGUCUUUUCAAGGAGUUUACGGAUCAAGUACAGUGGGAUUCACCACUACCAGGAUGGCUUCGAGUGUGGGCACGGAAAAGACACUGAAAUAAUUCGGCCGUCCUGCUUUUAGUGAAACUGAAUAUUUCUUGACGAUGGUGGGUCCGAGUAUAAUUCCGUGGUAAACGUAUCUAUAAGAAAAUUUGCGCAAGAAGAUAGAAGUGGUGCGGACAUGUACGCUUAACGCUACAAAGAUUUUACUGAGCCAUGAAAGACUAGGUGCAGGGAGACAGCCGGUGACGAG